This is a messenger RNA of Schistosoma mattheei, 1653 nucleotides long. The record is from the annotation of a GenBank genome assembly. Lineage: Eukaryota; Metazoa; Platyhelminthes; Trematoda; Strigeidida; Schistosomatidae.
CUAGGACUGUCAGGAUGCAAAUAAUUGAGUUACAUGACUGCAAUGAUGAGAUCACGUCUCUCCUACCGAUGAGAUCAUGUUAUUUAAUUUUUAAAUCUGCCUGACUGCAAAUGCCCGUUCUCAUAUCACCAGUUCCUGAUGCAUGGAUUAUUAAAUCCCUUGAGAGCUACCUUUGUUUUAACCAUCUAAUUCGGAAGUUCCAGAAAUCAGUAUAUAAAUUCGUCAGCUGUUUGUAUAGUCUUCAUUACUGUAUUUGGAAAUACUCGGAAAAUGCAAAUAUUCGUAAAGACAUUGACAGGGAAGACGAUUACGUUGGAGGUUGAGCCUAGUGAUACUAUUGAGAAUGUGAAAGCUAAGAUCCAAGACAAAGAAGGUAUUCCUCCUGACCAACAACGUUUGAUAUUCGCUGGUAAGCAGUUGGAAGAUGGACGUACUCUGUCUGACUACAACAUCCAGAAAGAGUCGACUCUGCAUCUUGUCCUUCGUCUACGUGGUGGAAUGCAAAUCUUUGUGAAGACGUUGACUGGUAAGACGAUUACGUUGGAGGUUGAGCCUAGUGAUACUAUUGAGAAUGUGAAAGCUAAGAUCCAAGACAAAGAAGGUAUUCCUCCUGACCAACAACGUUUGAUAUUCGCUGGUAAGCAGUUGGAAGAUGGACGUACUCUGUCUGACUACAACAUCCAGAAAGAGUCGACUCUGCAUCUUGUCCUUCGUCUACGUGGUGGAAUGCAAAUCUUUGUGAAGACGUUGACUGGUAAGACGAUCACGUUGGAGGUUGAGCCUAGUGAUACUAUUGAGAAUGUGAAAGCUAAGAUCCAAGACAAAGAAGGUAUUCCUCCUGACCAACAACGUUUGAUAUUCGCUGGUAAGCAGUUGGAAGAUGGACGUACUCUGUCUGACUACAACAUCCAGAAAGAGUCAACCUUACAUCUUGUUUUGCGCCUACGUGGAGGCAUGUGAUUUCUGUUAAAGUAAAAUUAAAAAAUAAAUUUUAGUUUGAUUUUAUUUCUAAACGUAGUUCUGUUUUCUCGAGCUGCGAAUGAUGUUGAUCUGUUGUGUUGUACUAAGUAGUGCGUUUUAGCAGUGUGAUACGGUCGAUGGAUAUUCGAGCUUGUACAGAUUUCAGCUAAGUCAUUCAUUGUUUAAUCAUGUUGUAGGACGAGUCGUUUGGACACAAUGUGUUUGAUGAUAUAGGCUUUAGGAGUUGUAUGGUAUUGAGUAAGGAUACGCGUUUUGAAAUUUGUAGGAAAGUAAUCGCAAAUAAAGUGAUUGUCAUAUUACAACCGACUUCGUGACAUCACAUAAUCCAUUGCUGUAGAUAUCGACCGCAUAUCAGACUUGAGUUUGUAUAUCCAACCCAUUCUCAGCGUCUUUUCCUAGUUCCCGUUUCAGUUGGAUGCUGGUUUGUUCUCUCCCGCGGUAGGCUGUUGCUGAUGAUAUCCGGCCAACGGACAAUGACUAUCUUGUAGAAUUUAUUUAUUUGAACACAUAAAUAUUGGUACAAGAGAACGCCAAUAUAUAUGCGCCACACAAAACAAUGAGAAUUCAAAGAGAAAAAAGAAAAAAAAACAGGUAAGGGCGUAAAAAAAGGGAGCACUAACGAAGAGAUUGGUGUAAGGUAGUAAGGAGGGAACGAAAAGGUACAAUCGGAAG